Molecule: messenger RNA, 2135 nt
Organism: Daphnia pulicaria
Lineage: Eukaryota; Metazoa; Arthropoda; Branchiopoda; Diplostraca; Daphniidae
Product: acetylcholine receptor subunit alpha-like
Exons: 13
Coding region: 131-2026 (631 amino acids)
Biological process (GO): monoatomic ion transmembrane transport; chemical synaptic transmission; regulation of membrane potential
Cellular component (GO): neuron projection; synapse; membrane
Molecular function (GO): extracellular ligand-gated monoatomic ion channel activity; neurotransmitter receptor activity; transmembrane signaling receptor activity
Source: RefSeq, a predicted model, not a curated record
GCCAAAGACGGAAGGGGCGUACCAUUUCAUUAGCGAGUCGACAAUAUAUUUUAUUAGUGAUACAUAGGCUUUGGCAUUUUUUGUUUAGAAAAAUUUUCAUUUACAGUAACGACAGCAGACAGCGGACAACAUGCUGCAGUGGUUUAUCCUGUUAAAUUUUUUAGUCGAGUUUGGUAGUAGCCAAAUCCCACCAGGAUGUGAUGUUACUACUACUACCGGAUACCGCUACUCACAGUUCCACCAUUUACACUCCAGUCCCGAUGGAACAAUGGAGUUACGUUUCCGUGUUAUGGCCAAAAGUGAUGCUCAUAUUGUACUUACAACGUCGCCACUGGUAUUGAAUCCCCUUUACGAGAUUGUCAUCGGGGCUUCUGGCAACAAUUACACAGAUUUGCGACGGACCAUGACAGGGCGUUCCGUUAGCGCGGUGAAAACGCCUUCAUUACUUUCCGACUCUGAGUUUCGAGGAUUUUGGGUUGUGGCACGUCAGGGGGAAAUUGAAGUCGGACGAGAAGGUGAGACACUACCAUAUUUCCAUUGGAAAGACGCCGAUCCCUUGCCGGUUCAUUACUAUUCCCUUUCCAGCUGGACAUCAACCGUAGCUAAAUGGAUACAAAACUGCGACUUCGGAGGAAAGACGUCGUGGCUGACACCUUCCGAUAACUCGUCUACCGAAGACAACGGAAGUCUAGGGCCUCAAUCAGAAGAAUCUUAUUACAACGCUGAAGAGAAACUGAAAGCAAAUUUGCUUGCAACCUACAACAAAGAUGUCAGGCCCGCCACCGAUCAUCGUACUCCAGUCUCUGUCUUUCUAGGAUUGAGUCUUGUCCACUUCGACCUUAAUGAACUAACGUCAAGUUUCGACAUCCAUUCCACUUUUAAAAUGAGUUGGAGAGAUGAACGUCUUAAAUGGAAUUCUUCUGCGUAUGAAAACGUUACUCUCCUGCAUUUCCCUAGCCAUACAAUUUGGCAGCCUGACUUGAAAUUGUUUAACGGUGUCGUCGCUUCAGAUAUUAUUCAUUUCGGUGAAGGGACGUCAAAUUUGGUGUUUCCUGAUGGCGCAAUCAUGUUGGCUCCCCCACCCAUUUCGUUAUCUACAAUGUGUCCUCUUGAUCUCCGCAUGUGGCCAUGGGAUACGCAGAAGUGCACUUUUAUAAUCGGAUCGUGGACUCACAGCGGUUUGGGAAUAGACCUGAAACUCUCUAAUAUUUACGGCGAUACUGAAUUGAUACCAGAGAACGCCUUGUAUACGCACAACCUUUAUGUUACAAAUUUACAAUGGGAGUUAAAAGAAUUCAACGCCAGCAUACAUAAAUUUAAUGAUUGUCCUGAGAAUGAUGGUAGCUGUUCUAAUUAUCUCUAUCCAGAGGCACAUUUCAGUUUCAUCGUUCGACGAAAAUCACCGCUAUACAUAGCUACGGUUACUGUGCCAGCUCUAAUGCUUACUGUGCUGACGCUGGUUACCUUCGCUUUGCCUCCUAAUUCUCUGGAGAAGGUGUUAAUAGGUUUGGUUAACUUGCUGGUUCUCAGUAUUUUUUUGAUCUACUUAAGCAGCUUGCUUCCACCCAUGGGCGAUCACAUGCCUCUCGUCGUAUCCUACUUAUCGAAAACAUUGGUGAUGGUGGUACUGUCACUGGUUCUUGCAGUAGUCACAAUUACUAUGACCAGAACGCCCCGAAUGUAUGGACCUCCUUACUGGAUUAAAAAUAUUCUUACGGGGGUCACAGGAAAAAUAUUGGGAUUGCAGCAGAUAAUUACUUUGGUGAACCGCGUUAACGGCGAUAGAACAUCGCGUCAACAACAGAGCACGGACGAUUACACUUUGCAUGUCGAUGCAGGAGAUCACGAUGUCAACUUGGUCAAUACGUCAACAGAUCAACGGAUACAAGCUCCUGUUUUCCGAGGAGCGGUAGAGGCCAUGAAUCCAGCGGAACUCGAGUGGCUUCUGCUCGCUUACGGACUAGAUCGAUUGGCAUUUAUAAUAUAUUUCUUUACUUUUAUGAUUCUGAUGGCAAUGUGUUUUUGAAAACUCAGUGAUGUUCGCGUCGUACGACGAUGAAUCUUGUGCAGACAGAUUUGUCUUUUCAUCGUCAUAAUAUUGGUUGAGACAUAAGCAAAAUACACGUCGAUAAAAU